AUGGACACCGUCAAGCACGCCGCCAGCGCCGUCGCCAGUGCCGUCACGCCUGGCUCCAAGCAGACGAUCCUGGUCACUGGUGGCUCAGGCUUCGUUGCCGCCCACGUGCUGAACUCUUUCCUCACGAGGGGAUACAACGUGCGGACCACCGUCCGCUCUGAGGCCACUGCGGACAAGGUCCGCAAGACUCACAGCAAGUACACCGAGUCUGGCCAAUUGACUUUUGCCAUUGUCAAGGACGUCGCGCAGGCGGGCGCCUUCGACGAGGCCGUCAAGGGCGUCGAUGGAGUCGUCCACACCGCAUCCCCCUUCCAGCUUGCGGUAGAGAACAACGUCAGGGAUCUGCUUGAUCCGGCCGUCAAGGGCACCACUGAGAUUCUCGAGGCGACCCACAAAUACAACCCCGGCGUCAAGCGUGUGGUCAUCACCUCCUCGUUCGCGUCCAUCAUCGACCCCUUCCAGGGUCUGCGCCCCGGCCACGUGUACACCGAAGCCGAUUGGAACCCGACCUCCUGGGAGGAUGCGGCCAGCACCCCCAACGGCGCCAUUGCGUAUCUGGCGUCCAAGGUUUACGCCGAGAAGGCGGCGUUCAAGUUCGUCGAGGAGAAGAAGCCCAACUUUUCCAUCGCCACCAUCUGCCCGCCGAUGAUCUACGGUCCCAACGCGCACCUGGUCGAGGAUUUCGCCAAGCUCAACACCUCGUCGGCCGAGAUCUACGGCUUCAUCAACGGCAGCAAGGCGGAGCCCGGUGACGCAGCCUUCCCAGCCUUCGCUGACGUCCGCGACGUCGCGGAGGCGCACGUCUUGGCGUACGAGAAGGAGGAGGCUGCCGGCCAGCGCUAUCUCAUUUCGACGGGCAACUACAGCAACCAGCAGUUCUGCGACGUCAUCCGCAAGCACUUUCCCGAGCUGAAGGAUCGCGUGCCCGAGGGCACCCCCGGCACGCCGCUUGGGGAGAUGUACAGCACCGAUAACAGCAAGGCUAAGCGCGAGCUGGGCCUCAAGUUCCACACCCUGGAGGAGACGGUGGUCGACAGCGUCAAGAACUUGCUGGAGCUCGAGAAGUCGAUUGCCAAGACGGCCUAA
This is a messenger RNA of Lasiodiplodia theobromae, 1086 nucleotides long. Its product is annotated as Nad dependent epimerase. The record is from RefSeq and is a predicted model, not a curated record. NCBI's taxonomy places the organism in Eukaryota, Fungi, Ascomycota, Dothideomycetes, Botryosphaeriales, Botryosphaeriaceae. Gene Ontology annotation, molecular function: oxidoreductase activity, acting on the CH-OH group of donors, NAD or NADP as acceptor. The coding region runs from base 1 to 1086 and encodes 361 amino acids. The transcript has a single exon.